This is a messenger RNA of Vidua macroura (Pin-tailed whydah), 825 nucleotides long. It is a transcript of the gene WNT3A, whose product is annotated as Wnt family member 3A. Gene Ontology annotation, molecular function: frizzled binding; cytokine activity. Gene Ontology annotation, cellular component: extracellular region. NCBI's taxonomy places the organism in Eukaryota, Metazoa, Chordata, Aves, Passeriformes, Viduidae. Gene Ontology annotation, biological process: neuron differentiation; cell fate commitment; multicellular organism development. Bases 1 to 825 code for a protein of 274 amino acids. The record is from RefSeq and is a predicted model, not a curated record. The transcript has 4 exons.
AUGGUCUAUAAGCACAAGCCACCAGCACCUCUCCCUGUCAAGGAAGAGGAGCUUUACCUGGUGCUGGUCCCACCACCAGCCACCAGGGAGUCAGCCUUCGUCCACGCCAUCGCCUCCGCCGGGGUGGCUUUCGCCGUGACCAGAUCCUGCGCCGAGGGCUCGGCCACCAUCUGCGGGUGUGACACGCGCCACAAGGGCUCUCCUGGGGAGGGCUGGAAGUGGGGGGGCUGCAGCGAGGACGUGGAGUUCGGGAGCAUGGUGUCCCGGGAGUUCGCGGACGCGCGGGAGAACAGGCCCGACGCUCGCUCGGCCAUGAACAGGCACAACAACGAGGCUGGAAGGACCUCCAUCAUUGAGCUCAUGCACCUCAAGUGCAAGUGCCACGGGCUCUCGGGCAGCUGCGAAGUGAAGACCUGCUGGUGGUCCCAGCCAGACUUCAGGGUCAUCGGCGACUACCUCAAGGACAAGUACGACAGCGCGUCCGAAAUGGUGGUGGAAAAGCACCGGGAAUCCCGCGGCUGGGUGGAGACCCUGCGGCCCAAAUACAACUUCUUCAAGGCCCCAACCGAGAAGGACCUGGUUUACUACGAGAACUCACCAAACUUUUGUGAGCCCAACCCUGAGACCGGCUCCUUCGGGACCCGCGACAGGAUCUGCAACGUCACUUCCCACGGGAUUGACGGUUGCGACCUUUUGUGCUGCGGCCGCGGGCACAACACGAGGACUGAGAAACGGAAAGAGAAGUGUCACUGUAUCUUCCACUGGUGCUGCUACGUCCGCUGCCAGGAGUGCAUACGAGUCUACGACGUCCACACGUGCAAAUAA